AUGAAUAAAGAACAAAAACUUGAAGAAUUAAAAAAGGAAUUACAAAACCAUAACAAAGAAUAUAAAUUAGUAAUUGAAAAAGAAUUCAAAAAAUAUAAUCAAAAUACCCUCUCGACAACUUGCAAAACAAAUAUCACCAAAACUAUUGAACAAUUUGAAAUAGAAGAUAAUACUAAAAUAACAGCCCACAAUGUAUAUCAAUAUGAAUCCUUAAACUAUUUGAAUAAUACAGCAUACUACGUUCAAAGUAGAUAUUACUUUGUUGAUCAAAAAACAAUAAAAGAAUUAAUUCAACAAUAUGAAAGUGCUCUAUUCAGAGUAUAUAAAGAAAUAACUUCAAAAAAAUUAUUUAUUAAUGAUAAAGAAGAA
Racocetra persica is the source of this 369-nucleotide messenger RNA. Lineage: Eukaryota; Fungi; Glomeromycota; Glomeromycetes; Diversisporales; Gigasporaceae. The record is from the annotation of a GenBank genome assembly.